UCAGCGCAGUUCAGCUGCCUGUUGGUUUGCGCGCGCUGAGCUCGUCGAGCGGAACUGUGAGUGUGUGAAGAGGAGCUAGUGUGAGAGCAGGAGGUGGAAAAAAAACAUGUUUCUGUGAGGAACCGAACCGGACUGGAAGAGUUUGAGUGAAGGAGAGACUGAAGAAAUGUGAAGAAGAAGAAGGAGCUGUUUUACUCACUCCGUCUACGGCUCGAGCCUUCAGACGUGGACUGCAGAGCCAAUCUACCAAAGAAGUCUAUGUCUCCGGCACAUGACGAAAUGUGAAGAACCAGUCUCGUAUGAAGAGGCCACUCUAGAGUGUUUCAAAGAAUUUCUGAAUCCUGGAGGUAUCCUUGACGACCAUCCUGACUGCCCUCAUCCUUCACUGUUCCCGCCUGCAACACUGCAACCUCCAGAUCUCUCCAUUCCAGCCCUGGGAAGGACUCAGCCCUCUGAUCACUAUCACCGAAGGAGAGAGGAGAGAAAAAGAACGAAGACAAAAGCAAACAAGCAGAAAAGAAGAGAGACUGAGAGUAGCAUGCGCUAUGCCUCAGAGAGGGAAAGGGAGAACUCCGAUGUUGUGCACUGGAACCUUGUAGGCACUCGCGCACACAUGCACAGCGUUUCUAUGGCGAUAAUUGUAUAUCCGCACCCUUGCUGAGGACAGGCUGUGUUUUUCUGCGCCGAUUGAUUGCUGUGUUGUGAUUGGUCAGGAUGCCAGCUAAAGGGAAGUACCUGUUGAAUGAGCAGAAGGUGAAACAAGAAGCACUCUAUAGGAAGUUCUCUUGCAUUAGCCAGUACCAGCCUCUGGUUCUGCUGCUCGGACUGAGUGCUCUCACAUGUGCCACCCUGCUAGUGCUGUUCUUUAGCCUGCAACUGAGUGUGCAUGACCACGUUGCAUUUGUAGGUGUGGUGAGCGGAGCGCUGUUUGUGUUUCUGGCAGUGUUCCUGCUGGUGUGUGCAGAGGCGUUCACUCAGAGAUGGACGAUGCUGCUGGGUCUAGUAGUGUGGGCCGCACACCUCAGUAUGGGCUUCACCUUCAUCUAUAGCAAUGAUCUCAUUCAGCCCUGGGACCAGGUGCCUUUCUUCCUCUUCAUCAUCAUCACGGUGUUCACAUUGCUGCCUUUCCAGGUGUAUUAUGCUGUCAUCCUCAGCAUCGUCUCCUCCGUCUCUCAUAUUAUUGUUCUUUCAGUGCACGUCAGCAUGGACAAGGCCCAACCAAGACCUUACCUCAUCAGUCAGCUCUUCUCCAAUGUUGUAGUGUUUUUGUGUGGGGGUGUAGUGGGAGCAUUCCAUAAGGUCCUGAUGGAGAAAGCACUCAGGCAGACUUUCCAGGACACACUUCGCUGCCUCGGCAUCCGAAUGAAACUGGAGAUCGAGAAGAGACAGCAGGAAAAUCUGCUGCAGUCAGUACUGCCGGUGUAUAUCUCUAUGGAGAUGAAGUUGGCCAUAAUGGAGCGCUGUAAAUGCAAAGAUAAGGAGGCACAGCAGCGACUGGUCAAAGACAACAACUUCCACAGUCUCUACGUCAAGAGGCACGAGAACGUCAGUAUCCUGUACGCGGACAUUGUUGGUUUCACUCGUUUAGCCAGCGACUGUUCUCCUAAAGAGUUGGUGAUAAUGCUGAAUGAGCUCUUUGGAAAGUUUGACCAGAUUGCCAAGGAGAACGAGUGUAUGAGGAUAAAGAUCCUGGGUGAUUGUUAUUACUGUGUGUCUGGCCUUCCCGUCUCACUACCAAAACAUGCCAAGAACUGCGUUAAAAUGGGUUUAGACAUGUGUGAGGCUAUUAAGCUUGUUCGGGAGGCAACAGGUGUGGACAUUAAUAUGCGAGUUGGUGUGCACUCUGGAAAUGUGCUCUGCGGUGUGAUUGGCCUACGCAAAUGGCAGUUUGAUGUCUGGUCACAUGAUGUCACCUUAGCCAACCACAUGGAGUCUGGAGGGUUGCCAGGCCGGGUGCAUAUCACUGAGGCCACCCUGAAGCACCUCAAUAAGGCAUAUGAAGUGGAGGAAGGAGAUGGUCAUCUGAGAGACACCUACCUGAAAGAGCUCAACAUCAAGACCUACCUGGUCAUUGACCCUCGAUCUAAGGACCCUUCGCAGAGCAGCCGCAGUGUUCCUAAGCAGCGUGUGAGCGACGGUCUGAAGAUGAGAGCAUCUGUCAGAAUGACGCGUUAUUUGGAGUCCUGGGGUGCAGUUAAACCUUUCGCCCACCUACAGAGCAGAGAGGGCUUCCUCACUGACGCAAUGGUCAACGGCAAAAGCCGCUGCAAGGACAUCCCUCUGAGAUCAGCACCAAAAAUCACAGAGAGUUUUGAUGAAUCUCUUGAGGAGCCGUUUUCAUUGCCCGCCCCUCCAUUCAGCACCAAUAAGAAUAAGUCCCAGAAGAGCAAGUUUGAUGAAGAAUUGCACAAUGAGAUGAUCACCACCAUAGAUGAGCUGAGCUCCAGCAAGCAGUGGGAAAAUUCAGAGGAAAUCUCAGUUCUCACUUUGUGGUUCACGAAGCGAGAGCUGGAGAAACAGUACAGGACCAUAGAAAUGCCCAGUUUUAAGUACUAUAUUGGAUGCGCCAGCUUCAUCUUCAUUUGCAUCUUCGUCAUUCAGAUGUCUGUCACCAUGCAGCCGAGGCAGCUGGGAGUGACGUUUACAGCCUUAGCGUGUGUGUUGCUGUUGACCCUCGCCAUCUGUUUUGCAGGUCAUAUUCAGAAGAUGUUCCCAGAGAAGUUAGAAUCCUGCCAGUGGUUAACAGCUAUGUCAGAGGCAGUGGUUAAAAGGCCUUUUGUGCGUCUUCCCCUAGCAACCAUCGCCACGACAGUUAUUGUCAUCAUUGCCUUGUUUAACCUGGUUUUUACUGAACUGCCAAAAAAUUUGACGACUGAUUCCUUUUUUACAAAAAAUGGAAGCAUCAGUGAUGAAGACCUCUUUUACUUGCCUUAUUCAGUGUACAGCUGUAUCCUGGCUUUAUUAGUGUGCGGUGUGUUUUUAAGAGUGAGUUUCGAGCUGAAAGUGGCCUUCCUCUUCAUCGCCUGUGCAAUUUAUUAUAUCAUCAUCUACUGCACCAACGAUCUGUUCAACAAAUACAGCUGCUCGCUCAAUGGAAACUUUAACAGCUCUGAGGAGUUGCUUAGGAAAGGAGGGCUGAUGAAACACCCACAGACUAUGAGCUGCAUCUACAUCACUCUGUUUUUCUUUACCAUGCUGCUUAUAUCACGUCAGGAUGAGUUUUGUUGUCGUCAGGACUUCCUACUGAAGAACAAGAACCGCACAGAUAAGGAUGAGAUUGAGCUGUGUGAGAACCUCACGCGGCUCCUACUGGAGAACGUUCUCCCAGCGCAUGUGGCUGCGCUCUUCGUUGGGGAGAACAAAAAGAACGAGGACCUGUACUACAAAUCCUAUGACUGUGUGUGUGUGAUGUUCGCCUCAGUUCCUGACUUCAAGGAGUUCUACACAGAGUGUGACAUCAAUAAAGAGGGACUGGAGUGUCUGAGACUUCUCAAUGAGAUCAUCGCUGACUUCGAUGAGCUGCUUUCUAAGCCCAAGUUCAGUGGAGUAGAGAAGAUUAAGACUAUUGGCAGCACUUACAUGGCAGCUGCUGGUCUUAGUGGAACCCCUGGACAGGAGACUAACCAGGACCGAGAGAGGCAGCAGGCUCAGAUUGGAAUUAUGGUGGAGUUUGCCAUCGCCAUGAUGGGAAAACUGGACGGCAUCAACAGGCACUCGUUUAACAGUUUUAGACUACGCGUGGGGAUAAACCAUGGGCCAGUAAUAGCAGGGGUGAUCGGGGCACGCAAGCCACAGUACGACAUCUGGGGGAACACGGUGAACGUCGCCAGCCGAAUGGAGAGCACCGGAGAACUGGGCAAAAUACAGGUGACAGAAGAGACAUCGGAUGUCCUGCAGAAGCUGGGUUACUUGUGCGAGUGCCGUGGACUGAUAAACGUGAAGGGAAAAGGGGAGCUCAAAACCUUUUUUGUGUGUACAGAUUGCAACAAGCAGCAGGGCAUGGCUCUCAGCUGAAGCUGCUGCCUCCAGUAUUGACUCUACCACACCAGGAACAGAUUACACGUGUUUUUUUGUUUGUUUGUUUUUAAUGCUAUUUCUUUUAGGAUGUCAGUCUAUUGACAUGUUUCCAGAUUCACUUGGAAUGUGAGGUUUUUUUGUUUUGUUUUGUUUUUUGUAAAGGAAUGUUGGACGAUUAGGACAGAUGCCUAAAAACUCUUUCAACCAAAAACCAGCUCAGAACACAAACAUAUGCUUUGAAUGGUGGAGAUUAAAUUUUGCCACCUGAUGCUGGAACAACAGAACAGUCUAGUGUUCACUGACUUUGAAAUCAUCUGCACUGUUCUGAUCCUUGUUAACCAAGGACACGAUUACCCAUGCUCACAGAAGAGGACCUUUGAAUAUUUUGCUCGUAGUCAUCAUCCUUUUGGUUCAAGUCUGAGAUUACUAGCAGAUGAUCUGACCUGCACACACGAACAUGAAGAAUGGUUUCCUUGCACAUAAUAUGAAGCCUUUGGGAAAAAUGGACUGAAAUCCUUUUGUGAGGCUUUGGACAGAUUUGCUGCUGAAGGACUGUUUCUAAUAUAUGCGCCUUCUGUUUCUAGAAAACCUGUUCUCUGACUUGUUUUUGGACGUGUAAAUCUAAGCAGUUAAUGCUGUCUAGAAGUUCUUUUCUGUUUUCUCGUCUACCAUGUCGUGAUGGCGUUCUGCUUUUUGGGGUGGCGCUUCUACACCAGUGCCUCUCACUUAAGCUUCUCACUUUUAUUGGUUGGCCUAUAGCCUCUUUUGAGGGAUAAAGUCAUAAACAGGUAUUUUAUGCAUCCCAUUAUUCAGUAAUUUAAAGAUAAAACUUGAUACGGUCUUCUAUGGCAAAACAUGCUGCAGUACAAUCAGUUCAAAUUGCAAAAAAGAAUGUGAAUGAUGUGGCUUGAGGACUUUUCUACUUACCUUCAAGCUUUUAAGAAGUAUUUCUGAAAUCGUUUUUGUAUCUUGACUGCCACUGUGGCUCCUCCCAUUUGAUGGUGGGGUCAAGCUACUUGCUGCACUUGUUAUUGGCUGCAUCUGCCUGUCCGUCUAAUCACUUUGUUGCCCUGGUUCUUGCUGUGCUGGAAUCACUUGUUUAAAAAUAGGGAACACUGAUUUCUGGGUUCAAUAUACCUGUCUACAGGUAAAGCAGACACAGCGAAAAUAACAUGGGACUUGUGUUGUAUCUGUACUGUACCUUUACUGAACUGAAACAGCCUGACGUUUUCUGUCUCUGUUUAGUGAGCUGCCUUUUCUGUUGCCUGUUUGGAGUAUCUACAAGGAAAUUGUUUAACUUUCAAGUUGCUGUACAGUAUAAGAAUGGAAUAAAUAAUUUUACACGUUUC
This is a messenger RNA of Colossoma macropomum (tambaqui), 5366 nucleotides long. RefSeq names its product adenylate cyclase 7 (gene adcy7). Gene Ontology annotation, biological process: adenylate cyclase-inhibiting G protein-coupled receptor signaling pathway; intracellular signal transduction; adenylate cyclase-activating G protein-coupled receptor signaling pathway. The transcript is spliced from 28 exons. Gene Ontology annotation, cellular component: plasma membrane. Gene Ontology annotation, molecular function: adenylate cyclase activity. The coding region runs from base 715 to 4014 and encodes 1099 amino acids. NCBI's taxonomy places the organism in Eukaryota, Metazoa, Chordata, Actinopteri, Characiformes, Serrasalmidae. The record is from RefSeq and is a predicted model, not a curated record.